AUGAAUCAAAAUUUUAAUUUAGGUUUCUUCUAUCCUAUAUUUUCCUUUUUAUUUGCUAAGGAAGUCUUCAAAAAGGUAUAUUUAUUCACUAUUCAAGGAAUGGUUAAAUAUUCUUUUUUGGAUAUUAAUGUAUAUAGGAACCUCUGUGAUGAUUACUUUAUAUUCGGCUGAAUAUUAUGCUACAAUUCUCUAAACAGAUAAUUUAAUCGAAUAGUGA
Molecule: messenger RNA, 217 nt
Organism: Paramecium sonneborni
Lineage: Eukaryota; Ciliophora; Oligohymenophorea; Peniculida; Parameciidae
Source: the annotation of a GenBank genome assembly